AUGUUUUCUAUAGACUCAAAGAAAGAUCUCGUAAACGGAGUGACGUCCCUCUUGAAGGAAGGGUUAACCUUGGGGGGUGCGGCACCUUUGGCUCCAGUAAAAGGAGGUAUUAACGGCUGCACAGACGUGGUCUGCUCAGCUACUCAUUUCGUCGAUUGUUUCUCGGGCCUUGUCGAUUCAACUCAUAAAUUGGGUGAAAAGGUUACUACACUUUUGGAUGAGGGUAUAAGGAAAGUGAACUCAUUAAAGAACGCUGAAAUCAAGUAUGGUUCCAAAGCCAGAGUCGUUUUUGAAGACGUUCGUCUUGUCGCGCGUCACGCUUUCGAUUUUGUUGACAAAGUUGACGAUAUAUUUUGGUACGGAAAAGAUACAGAAGAGGCAAGAGAAGCACUUUGUGACCGUGAGGAUGUAGAGCCACUCUUUGAGCUUUUGGCUUUCCUUACGUACCACAUCAAUGAAGCUGACCAGCAAUAUGCGGUCUUUGAGGAAUGUUUCAAAAAAGCUAACCAGAGCUGCCUAGCUGCUGCAAAGAAUUGUAAACAAAGACGCCAAGAGGCCAAAAGUAAGAAAAUGAGAACUAGAAUCAUUGGUGGCACUCUAUCGGGUGGAGGACUGGCAGGCGGAGUUGCUAUUGGUGUGACAGCUACAGUGGUUGGGGUUCUUACGGGAGGGAUUGGUGUUCCGAUUGUCUUAGGUCUUGGAGCAGCGGCAGGCAUAGGUAUAGUAGGAGCGGGAGCAGCUGUGACAACAGGUGGCCUUGCAUAUUCAUUUGGCAGAGCACAGAAAUCGUUUGCUGAUCUUGCUAAGUUGUUUGAUUCAUUCUGGCUUGCUACUGUCGACAUAAAGAAGGAAGUUGACACGAUAAAAGAUUAUGUGAAGAAAUUGAAUGAGAGUAGACCUGAUUUUGCCGACAAGAGGAGCUGUGCAGCUCCCUCUGACUACGUCGGUGACGCGGGGCAGUGUAGUUUAGUAAACAAUAACACUGGUCACCCCUCAGAGACAAUGCAAGCACUUCAUCCUCUCUUCAGUGAAGAUCAUCUCCAGAAAUGUAGUCUCCAGGAUCUCUACUCUGAGAUCAAUACUCAUCCCCCUGAUUCUUAUAUCAACUCUGAGAUGACUGGGGAAAACUCGUCUUUCUGUUCGGAUGAUGACAUCACACCUGUCACAGCAACCGAUGCAAGCAUGAAUGGAACUCUGAAUGCCAGUGGCGACGUCCCUUAUCCGAUCAAUGACAACACAUGCCUGCCACCAGUAACACAUGCCUGCCAACACUUUGGCUAUGUGGCUGAUACCACGAGAACAGUAGUUGAACCAAUCAGAAACGGUGAAAGUUGCAUACUGCUCUCCACGAAAUCUCGUCAAGCAACUCCACAUGUGGCUAAUUCUGCCCCAGUUCAUGAUGUCGUCGUGCAAGGCAUUGAGUUGAAGGCCUGCCAACGCCGCUACCACCAGCAGCGAAUCUCGAGGGCCCAGGGGAAGAUCUACCACCAGGAGCGAAUCUCGAGGGCCGAGGGGAAGAUGGACCAACUGAGAGCAAUUGUGGGGAUCCUCCUGGCGUCGGUUGUGGAGUUGCAGAUUGUGGAGUUGCAGUUUGCUCUCCUGCUAGUGGUAGAGGAGUGGAUAGAAUAG
Messenger RNA from Geodia barretti, 1629 nucleotides. The record is from the annotation of a GenBank genome assembly. NCBI's taxonomy places the organism in Eukaryota, Metazoa, Porifera, Demospongiae, Tetractinellida, Geodiidae.